Messenger RNA from Taeniopygia guttata (zebra finch), 4035 nucleotides. The record is from RefSeq and is a predicted model, not a curated record. NCBI's taxonomy places the organism in Eukaryota, Metazoa, Chordata, Aves, Passeriformes, Estrildidae.
CAGGACCUGGCUGGACCCCUCCUCCACCCGCCCCUCCCCCCUCUGACCCUCCCCGAUGACCCCGAUGACCUUGAUGACCACUCCAAUGACCCCGAUGACCUCAAUGACCUUUCCCCUUCCAGGACCUGGCUGGACCCCUCCUCCGCCCGCCCCUCCCCCUCCUUCCUCCGCGCCGUCCGCGCCCUCCCGCCGUCCUUCACCGCGUCCAGCGCCGCGUCCUACGCCGGACUCCUGGCGACCUUCGGCACCCACGCCGUGCGCGCGGCGCGAUCCGGCGGCCGCCUGCGCGCCGCCACCGCCGUGCGCCUGUGCCGCGCCGCCAUGGCCGGCAUCGGCGCCCAGGAGGCCUCGGAUUGUCUCCGUCUGGAGGCCACCUUCUCUCCGGCCACCGCGGCGGCGCUGACCGCGUGCCGGACGUCCGGCGCGGCCACGGAGGGGAACGUCAGUUUUGGGGAGUUUUUUGAUCAAAGGUUGUUGGAGGUGGAGGGUGGCGCCCAACGUGGGGGCGAUUUGGCGUUCGGCCGGCCGGCGGCGUUCUCGCGGUGGCUGCGCGGCGUCCCCGAGGCGCCGGCGAUGGUCGAGGCCGACCUUUGGCCGCUCCACGCCCUCGUGCCGCGCGGGGACCCGCGGCGACGGGCGCUGCGCGCGGCCACCAGGAGCUACGUGGAGGCCAGAGCCUUGAGGGUCAACUGCAGCUGUGAGGGUCACGGCGGUGGUGGUGGGGGUGGUGUGGUCAGUCACGUGGAAAGUGGAGUGGUCAGCGCGGUGGUCAGCGGGAAGGUCAUCCUGCUGGUCAGCGGAAUGGACAAUGGGGUGGUCAGCGUGGUGGUCAGCAGGAUGGACAGUGGGGUGGAAAGAGGGGUGGUCAGCGGGAUGGUCAGCGGGGUGGUCAGCAAGGUGGUCAUCCUGCCGGUCAGCAGACUGGACAGUGGGGUGGUCAGCACGGUGGUCAGUGGGAUGGACAGCAGAAUGGUCAGCAGGAUGGACACCAGGAUGGACAGAAGGAUGGUCAGCGUGGUGGUCAGCAGGAUGGACAGAGGGGUGGUCAGCAGGAUGGACAAUGGGAUGGUCAUCCUGCCGGUCAGCGGAGUGGACAGAGGAGUGGUCAGCAGGAUGGACAGAGGGGUGGUCAGUGGGAUGGUCAUCCUGCUGGUCAACGUAGUGGUCAUCCUGCCGGAUGACCACUCCAAUGACCUCAAUGACCACUCCAAUGACCUUAAUGACCGCUCCAAUGACCCCAAUUACCACUCCAAUGACCCUGAUGACCUCAAUGACCGCUCCAAUGACCCUGAUGACCUCAAUGACCACUCCAAUGACCCUGACGACCCCGACGACCUCAAUGACCGCUCCAAUGACCCCGAUGACCCUGAUGACCCCAAUGACCCCGAUGACCAUUCAAAUGACCCCGACGACCUCGAUGACCUCGAUGACCUCCCCGCCGCCCACCCGCCCGUUCCACCUCCCCCACCCCACCCCUGCCACUGCGCCUGCUCGGCCACGCCGCUGCCGCUGACCGGCUCCCCGUGCUGCCCCUCCGGCCGCGGCCUGGCCCACCUUUGGGUGCUGGUGCGCUCCGGCCGCGGCUGGAGCGGCGACGCGCUGACCGCCACCGACGCCUACGUCUGGGUCACCUUCUCCGGCCGCCGCGCCCGCACCGCCACCGCCUGGAACACCGAGCGGCCGCGCUGGGGUCAGCGCCUGGACUUCGGACAGGUCCGGCUGCGGCCGGACGCGGCGUUGGAGAUGGAGGUGUGGGAUGAAGACCACGGUUGGGACGACGACGCGUUGGGGUCGUGCCGAGAGGCGCUGACCGCCACCGACGGCGGCGUGGUGGAACGUUCGUGUUUCGCCGGAAACGGACGGUUGGACUUUGCGGUCAGCGCAACCUGCGGACCGGCCUUGGCCGGACCGUGGUGUCACCGCUACCAACCGGCGCCGCCGCCCGGAGGGGCCGGACUGACCAACGGGGUCCCGUGGCCACCACAAGGACGGGACUGGACAUGGUUGGUGGACAACAACGACGAUGAGGAGGAUGAGGAUGAGGAAGGCUUGGAGGGGACGCAGCUCCUCCAUCGUUUCUGGGACGUUCCGGAAGGUUCCGGGCGGGGAAAUGAGGAGGAUGAGGAGGGUUUGGGGUCUCCUGAGGGGUCCCAGUUUGGACCAGUUGGGUUUGAGGAAGAGGAGGAUGAAGGUCAUGGAAAACGCAGAAAAAACCUCAAAAAUGCCACCAAAAAUGCCACAUUUGGGGCCGCCCGUGAGGGUUCCCAAAAGGGGUUUUCGAAAAUGCCCAAAAAUCGCAAACUUGACCCAAUUUUGGGGUCUCCUGGAGAGUCCCGGUUUGGACCAGUUGGGUUUGAGGAAGAUGAGGAUGAAGGUCACGGAAAACCCAGAAAAAAACCCAAAAAUGUCACAUUUGGGGUCGCCCACAAGGGUUCCGAAAAGGGUUUUUGGAAAACACCCAAAAAUCGCAAAUCUGACCCCAAAAAUGCCACGUUUGGGGUUGACCACAAAGGUUCCAAAAAGGGUUUUUGGAAAACGCCCAAAAAUCGCAAAUCCGACCCAAUUUUGGGGUCUCCUGGAGGGUCCCAGUUUGGGCCGGUUGGGUUUGAGGAAGAUGAGGAUGAAGGUCACGGAAAACGCGGAAAAAACCCCAAAAAUGCCAAGUUUGGGGCUGACCACAAAGGUUCCAAAAAGGGGUUUUGGAAAAUGCCCAAAAAUCACAAAUCUGACCCCAAAAAUGCCACAUUUGGGGUCACUCAUGAGGGUUCCAAAAAGGGGUUUUGGAAAACGCCCAAAAAUCGCAAAUCUGACCCAAUUUUGGGGUCUCCUGGAGGGUCCCGGUUUGGGUCAGUUGGGUUUGAGGAAGAUGAGGAUGAAGGUCCCAGAAAACCCAGAAAAAACCCAAAAAAUGCCACCAAAAAUGUCACAUUUGGGGUCGCCCACAAAGGUUCCCAAAAGGGUUUUUACAAAAUGCCCAAAAAUCGCAAAUCCGACCCCAUUUUGGGGUCUCCUGGAGGGUCCUGGGUUGGGCCAGUUGGGUUUGAGGAAGAUGAGGAUGAAGGUCACGGAAAAAACCCCAAAAAUGUCACGUUUGGGGUUGACCACAAAGGUUCCGAAAAGGGUUUUUGGAAAACACCCAAAAAUCCCAAAUCCGACCCAAUUUUGGGGUCUCCUGAGGGAUCCCGGGUUGGGCCGGUUGGGUUUGAGGAAGAUGAGGAUGAAGGUCACGGAAAACGCGGAAAAAACCCCAAAAAUGCCACCAAAAAUGCCACAUUUGGGGUUGACCACAAGGGUUCCGAAAAGGGUUUUUGGAAAAUGCCCAAAAAUCGCAAACCCGACCCCAUUUUGGGGUCUCCUGGAGGGUCCCAGUUUGGCCCAGUUUGGUCCCAGUUUGGCCCAGUUGGGCCCCAGUUUGAGGAGGAUGAUGAAGGUCCCAAAAAAUCCAAAAACCCCAAAUUUGGGCCUUUCUGGGAAGGUUCCAAAAACGGUUUUGGGAAAAACCCCAAAAACCCCAAAUCCGACCCAUUUUUGGGCUCUCCCAAAACCCGGAGGAGGUCCCAGUUUGGACCAGUUUGGUCCCAGUUUGGCCCAGUUCGGCCCCAGUUUGAGGAGGAUGAUGAAGGUCCCAAAAAAGCCAAAACCCCCAAAUUUGGGCCUUUCUGGGACGGUUCCAAAACGGGUUUUUGGAAAAACCCCAAAAACCCCAAAUCCGCCCCAUUUUUGGGCUCUCCCAAACCCCAGAGGAGGUCCCAGUUUGGCCCAGUUUGGUCCCAGUUUGACCCAGUUUGGUCCCAGUUUGGUGAUGAUGAUGAUGAUGAGGAUGAAGAACUCAGCGACGCCGAAUUUCGCCGACUUUGGGACCUUUCCGAGGACGACCCCGAAAACCCCAAAUUUGACCCAAUUUGGGGCCCCCCCUGAGCGGUCCCAGUUUGGCCCAGUUCGGUCCCAGUUUGGCCCAGUUCGGUCCCAGUUUGGGGAGGAGGAGGAGGAGGAUGAAGGCUCCGAGUUGGGGUGGGGGAGGGGUCCCCGAAAUUU